Erigeron canadensis is the source of this 477-nucleotide messenger RNA. RefSeq names its product cysteine proteinase inhibitor A-like. Gene Ontology annotation, molecular function: cysteine-type endopeptidase inhibitor activity. The coding region runs from base 41 to 403 and encodes 120 amino acids. NCBI's taxonomy places the organism in Eukaryota, Viridiplantae, Streptophyta, Magnoliopsida, Asterales, Asteraceae. The record is from RefSeq and is a predicted model, not a curated record. The transcript has a single exon.
UAUCAAAUAUAUAUAAAUUUAACCAAAAAUAAUCAAUAUAAUGGCACAAAACUCUGAUCAUCAGCCCCAACUUUUGGUAAUUGUAAUGAUAUUUGGUGCAAUCCUCCUGAUCAGUGGAGGAGGUGUGUCUGCCAAUGGCGAUCCGGUGAAUGGAGUAGGGGCUUGGGAUGCUGAAAAGUAUUACUUGAAAGAGUUAGGGGAAUACGCUGUGGCAGCUCACAACCUUGUAUCCCAACACCCGUUGACGUUUCAGAAGGUGAUCACAUGUAGUCACCUUCCGGAACUCAGUCACAAGCUGACCAUCGCUGCUGCAGACGGUGGUGUUACACAUACAUACGAAGCUGUGGUUUGCUCCAAACCAUGGAUCCAGUACAAGAAACUGAUUUCCUUUAAAGCCCUUUAAGCGAAAUUCUAAUAUAAUUGUACUUGCUAUCUAUAUAUGAAUAAAGUUUUAAUGAUAUAUAUACUAGUUAUAUA